UAAAAAUGCGUCUCGUACUCCGUUGCGAUUUAGACGAGAAAAAGGUGGAAAUAGACAUGCUGCCUGACGACACAUUUGAAGCUCUGUCGAACCGGCUGGUUGAGCAAGAAAAUUUCUCUGUCAAUCUGAAACAACUCAUCAGUGCCACCAAACCAUUCGAAAUGACAGCCAAUGUCAUCGAGUAUUAUUUCAAAUCAUUGAGAAAUCAAAAGGAAUCAGACUUUCCUAAACCUGAGUCUCCGAAACCGGAUGAGGGCUCGCCGGAACACAUCUGCCGCAUAUGUCGUCCGAACUGUUGUCCGGUCCGUUCACCGAGCUGACGGCCGACGAGAAGACGGCGGUCGGUGACGGCGAUGCCCUCGACCCAUGGACGAGCAUGUCGGGCUCAAAAGUGAGCCACACUUGGACCCCCAAAUGGUCGAGUCAGACAUUGUGCCGCGCAAACGCCUCUCCGUCAAGUACUGUCGACUCUGUGCAUGCACCAUUGAGGAGGACGCCGUUUUCAUUUUCCAGUCGACGCCAACUGAACCGGGCAAAAACGACGAAGAGACGAAGGCAUUGACACUUUGGCGGAUAAAAUCAACGAGGCACUGCCUAUAUUGGUGAGUAAAGAGGACGAACUUCCAAAGCAGGUCUGUCUGAGCUGCGUGGAAUGCCUGAACGCCAGUCACGCUUUCACUAGGCGAGUCACGGCGGCUGAUGAUCUAUUGAAAAAACUUCUCUACCAAUCCAAUGAAUUUGAGAAAAAUGCGGAUGAAGACGAAGAACACUGCCCGCUGUGCUGUGACGGCUCCAUGAAGGUGUUGCCGCGUGACGAAAUGCCCGACAAGGAAGAACUGGAGCCGGAGGCCAGCGAAGAAUUGGAGCAGCCUGUGUGGGAGAAUGGCGGCGAUUAUGACUACUUCUACGUAGAGUACAACGACGAAGGCAGCAACAAUAAUAUGCGCAACAAGAGACGCGGGCGGCCGAAAGGCUCGCGCAAACGCCAGUAUCCCUGGGAUGAUGUGGAUGAUAAGGAUUGGUCUAUGAAAGAAGAAAGUAGUCACAAAAAGAGAGGUCGACCUAAAGGCUCGAAAAACAAAUCAGCCCAGCAAGAAAAGCCCGUUCAGUGUGGUCUCUUCGCUACCUGGCAAUCAGAUAGGCAGGCAGUGUUGGCGCACACUCAGGAGGUGCACUGCAUCGACAAGACCUCGACGUUCCCCUGUCCGCUGUGCAAGGCGGUGCUGCCCGACGAGGGAGAGCUCAUCCAUCAUGUCAAUCAUCACAAAUGCGAGGCCACGGCCAAUGAAACCCCUGCUGCUCCGCCCGUUACUCCGGUGAAGAUGUGGAGGUGCCCGCUGUGCGGCCAAAUCUACGUCUCGCAAGAGGAGCUCGGCAUCCACGUGCUCGCCGAGCAUGUACAAACGGCCUCGCUGCAGUACCAGUGUCCCCUCUGCGAGCAUCCGCCUACCUCGGGGCCCCGCCUCGUGCACCACAUCACCGACAACCACGCCUCAGCGCCCCUCUGGAGCUGUCCGCUCUGCGACCAAGGUACUCUACACUUAUAGUCUAAACAUUGAUCA
Molecule: messenger RNA, 1562 nt
Organism: Nilaparvata lugens (brown planthopper)
Lineage: Eukaryota; Metazoa; Arthropoda; Insecta; Hemiptera; Delphacidae
Product: zinc finger protein 319-like
Exons: 7
Coding region: 795-1547 (250 amino acids)
Source: RefSeq, a predicted model, not a curated record